AUGAGACUUACACGCACAAGAACCACCGAUUCGGUGCCAUUGCCGACCAGCGAUGCCUUUCCAACAGUACAAUUGCUGUUCCUAGCACUAUGUCGCCUCGCCGAACCAAUAGCGAUCACAAGCAUUUUCCCGUAUGCGUGGUUGAUGGUUUCCGACUUCCACGUCGGCACUAAGAAUGAUGCCUCUUUCUACACGGGCGUUCUCAUCGCCUCCUUCUCCCUGGCUGAGUCUCUGACCAGUGUCUGGUGGGGUGUUCUCUCGGACAAGAUCGGCAGGAAGCCCGUCCUCCUUAUGGGCUGCUUUGGAACGAUGCUCUCACUACUCAUCGUGGGCUUUGCGAAGAGCUUUACUGUGGCUUUAUUCGGCAGAGUAAUGGGUGGCCUGCUGAACGGAAACAUCGGCGUCAUCCAGACUAUGGUGGGAGAGUUGAUCACAAACCCUGCUCACGAGCCAAAAGCAUACUGUAUCCUCCCAUUUGUAUGGUCUGUCGGUACUAUCCUCGGGCCUUGCAUUGGGGGCUUGCUCGCAGAUCCGUCUCGAGCCUACCCAGAUACCUUUUCCAAAAUCGGCUUCUUCGGUCGACAUCCUUGGGCGCUCCCUAACGUUGUUUGUAGCGGCCUCAUGCUUGUUAGCAUUGUUGCUGGCUAUCUUGUCAUCAACGAAACCCACCCUGAUCGUCGGAAGGGUGCUGAUCCUUUCAUGCAUCACGACCUGCCCGAAGCGACGCCCAUGAUCUCUGCCGCUGGUGCCAACGCCGACCCCGCUGUUGACCUUCGGCAGGACUCGUAUGGCACUUUCAAUGAGGUCGAUGUUACCCAGACGCACCAUUGGGAGGUCAAUGCCGAUGGUUCUUCUGCAACCGAAGAGAAGGAUCACGUCCAAGAGAAGUGGUUCACUUACCGAGUAGCUAUGCUUACACUCGCGCUCGGUAUCUUCACUUACCACUCCAUGUGCUACGACCAUCUCCUGCCAAUCUUCUUCCAGGACGAGCGCGUCGACGAGGUCUCGAUUCUUGCCGAUGGUCUGUUCCAUGUCCCUGGCGGACUCGGUCUCAGCACUAAGGACGUUGGCAUCAUCAUGUCCGUCAAUGGUUUGAUUGCUCUCUUCAUUCAAGCAGUCAUCUUCCCUUGGUGCGCAGAGAAAAUUGGCGUAUUCCGCGUUUUCAUUCUCGUUACGAUCUGCCAUCCUAUCGCAUAUUUCAUCGUUCCUUACCUCGUCCUACUCCCCGAAAGCGCUCUAUAUGCCGGCAUCUACGCUUGUCUGAGCAUACGCAAUCUUCUCUCCAUCUUGGCGUAUCCAGUGCUGCUCAUCUUGCUCAAGCAGGCUAGCAUAUCGACAUCGGUGCUGGGACGGAUCAAUGGAUUGGCUGCAGCGGCUGGUGCGGCGUGUCGGACGAUUGCACCUCCUGUCGCAGGUCUGCUGUACGGUUGGGGUGCCGAAAUGGGCUUCACAGGUCUGGCUUGGUGGGGCGCAGGAGCUGUAGCUUUGGUUGGCGUAUUGCAGGUCUACUUUGUGCCGCGAGAGCGCCAUGAGGAGUCCGCCAUCAAGCCCGCUUUGGCAUGCUUCGCCACUGAUGACGCUCAACCGAAGCCUCCACGCGACAUCGUGGACGUGACGGUCUACGAGGAAGUUCAGGAAACGACCAUGAAUUCACGUGUCUAA
Cyphellophora attinorum is the source of this 1662-nucleotide messenger RNA. RefSeq lists its product as uncharacterized. Gene Ontology annotation, biological process: transmembrane transport. Lineage: Eukaryota; Fungi; Ascomycota; Eurotiomycetes; Chaetothyriales; Cyphellophoraceae. Bases 1 to 1662 code for a protein of 553 amino acids. The record is from RefSeq and is a predicted model, not a curated record. The transcript is spliced from 3 exons. Gene Ontology annotation, molecular function: transmembrane transporter activity.